Musca domestica (house fly) is the source of this 2384-nucleotide messenger RNA. RefSeq lists its product as uncharacterized. Bases 220 to 2268 code for a protein of 682 amino acids. The record is from RefSeq and is a predicted model, not a curated record. The transcript has 2 exons. NCBI's taxonomy places the organism in Eukaryota, Metazoa, Arthropoda, Insecta, Diptera, Muscidae.
CUUUACCAACUUCUCUUUGUUAUUCUCUCCUCAUUCGUAAACUUGGAAAAUUUGCUUUUAGUUAAGUUUUAUCAGGCAAUUUGUUUUGUAUUUUAAAUUAACUCGUAUGGGACGUUUUUAGCUCUGGUGUUACCAAUACGCAACAAAAAUCGUUCCGCUGUGCUUUUUUUUUGCUGAAAAUUAUUAAAACAUUAAAGGAAUAAAAGAUAUAUUACAAAAAUGGAUGAAGCCGAACUAACAAGAAAAGCUGUCGAGGAAAUAAUGCGAGAAAUGCAAAUGCAAAAGGAGGCCGAUGUGUUGCCAAGAAUCCAAGAACGAAAAAUUAACCCCCUGGGUAAACCAAAUAAAGAUUUCUUGGAUCGCACCAUUAACUCGGUGAUGAAUCACAACAAACGUCAACACGAUCGCAACUUUAAAAAUUGCCAACGAAAGCUACGAGAUAUGGAUGCUACCAGCAGGGAUCGUAGAAAACGUAGAUUUUCCAGUCACAAAACGCCAAGUGGUACAGAUUCAGAAAGUUCUUCAGAUGCCGAGAAGAAAUAUCACAAGAAUAAGAGGAACAAGAAACUAACAAAAAAGAAAAAGAAGAAACAUAAAAAACAACGCUCAUCCUCUUCAUCAUCAUCGUCGUCGUCGUCCUCGAGCUCAUCAUCUUCUCCCUCAACAUUGUCCUCGGCCACAUCCUCCGAAUCGAUUGAUAGCAAUGAGGAGUUGGGAAAAAAGAAAAAACGGAAAAAACAUAAAAAGAAACAUCACAAAAAGGAGGAAGAAGAAGAAGAGCACAUUGAAGCCGACCAAUAUUACCAAGAAGGUACAAUGGACCACCCAGAUCCCCGUUUAGGUCUCUAUAUGGAUCCCAAUAUGGCAUUGGCGGCAGCCAUGGCCUAUAAUCAAAUGAGUCAUUUGCUGCAGGCCAACGCUCGAGAUCCUGAAUUGGAUAUACUCAAAGAAGAGCUAGAAAGUGAUCCGGAAAAGCAAGACAUUCCCAGUGAUUUAAGUUUAACAUAUCAUACCUCAGAAUCGGAAGAUUUGAAUAUUAGUCUGAAUAGCUCCUCAGCGGAGGAAGAUGAAAAUGGUAUAUUAACAUUUAAUUUAUCAUCAGAUGAGGAGAAAAAACAGAAGCUGAAAUCUAGCAAAAAACAAGCCAAGGAAAACGGUACAAAUCCGGAAUCAAUCACUUAUGUUUUGGACAAUGAAAGUGAUAAAGAGGAUUUGGAAAGUGUUCAUUCACAUAUAUCUCUUAAAUCAGAUGUUUCGGAUCGGGGAAAUAAAAUUACAAACAAUAUUGUAUCGAUUUUAAGUAGUUCGUCUUCAGAUUCCGAUUGUCAGGAGGUGGAAUUAUCAGAGCAGCCUGUACCAAAAGAGGCUGUGGAGACUACACAGGAUCUUGAGGAUAGUGUUCCAAGUGUAAAUUUGGAAGUUAAUAAUACUUCGCCCCCACAUGAUGUUAUGGAAGUGAGCAGAAUUGUACCUGAGGACACAGAGAACCUGGAAGCAAAUGAGAAUGAUAAAAAUGAAACUCAAGCAAAAGAUAACAAAGAAAUUACAGAAAUCAAGGAUAUUCCUGAUGAGACAGAGGAAAAUGUCUCGGAAAAUAAUGAAGGCAAUGAAGUUGAAGGGAAUAAAGAAAGCUCUCAGGAAAAUGCCAACAAUGAAACGUCUGAAAAUGUCUCGGAAAAUAAAGAAGGCAGCGAAAUUGAAGAGAAUAAAAAUGACAGUAAGGAAAAUAGGAACAUAGAAUGUACUUUGGCAAGCGUUGAGGAUAAUAGCACCGCUGCAAUGUCAAAAACAGAUUCUGUAAAAGAAGAAGUUUAUUAUGAAAAUCUGCUUUCAAAGGAAAUUAAAACUGCUACAAAUGUACCCGAGAAUACCAACAUUGAUCCUUCCGCCACAAAAGAUGAAAUUUCUGUAGAAAAACCAUAUCAAUCUGAAGAUUCUAAUGAAAAUAUGGAUAAUAACCAGGACCAGAAAGACAUGGUAGACAGAGAAAAUCGCGGUAAGACAGAAUGUGAAGAAGUGACAAGUAAAGAUGAAAAUCUCAUUGAAGCACCCACCGAAGCUGAUUCAAAUGAAGCAAUAGAAGAGUCCUUAGAUCGAAAUAACUCUAGCCCUACCCAACAUCCAGCUACGAACAAGGAAUCUGAAAACAAAACAAAUUUGUGUGACGAAACUAGUAACUCAUCUAUGGAAGAGGAUGCUGAACAUGAAAGUCAUAAUCAAAACUCUGAACCUGCCCCUGAAACAGUAGUCGAUUUGACAAGUGAUUAGUUUAAUAUUUGAAAAUAUAAACAUUUAUUUGUAAAAAAAAAUAAUUUAAGUUUAUUUUGUAUUUAGCGCGAAAUAAUGUUAUUUAUUUACAUAAAAAUAAAGUAAGAUAAAAAUAA